This is a messenger RNA of Hevea brasiliensis (rubber tree), 2215 nucleotides long. RefSeq lists its product as uncharacterized. The transcript is spliced from 3 exons. The coding region runs from base 242 to 1804 and encodes 520 amino acids. The record is from RefSeq and is a predicted model, not a curated record. Lineage: Eukaryota; Viridiplantae; Streptophyta; Magnoliopsida; Malpighiales; Euphorbiaceae.
GUAGAUACUUUGCUGGCAAUGCCUUCCCUCCGUACCAAAGAAACCAGACAUCAAAACCAUAAACAAACAUCGCCAACCUUCACUCUUUCUUUCUUUCCUUCUUUUACUCUCUUCUUCCAUUAUAUUCAUCAGAGCUCUUCUCCUUUCAAAUCUCACACACCAACAGAGAUUGAGGAGAAGAAACAAAAGCAAAAGCUCUACAGAGAGACUUGCAGAACGAAAGGGCAUCUCUGAUAUGUAAAUGCGUCAGAAGAUAUCAGAAACGCAGAUCAGAAAAGAAACUGGAAGCAGAAGCAGGGGCAGAGGCAGAGGCAGAAGCAGAAGCAGAGGCGUUUCUUCUGGUUCCGAUACUACGAUUCCAAUCCACCAAAAGCAUCUCCAAAUCCAAAUCCCAUCCCUGCAAAUAUCACCGAACCCACCACUGCCUAUGCUGCUAGCCCAACACCAUCACCAACACCAACACCAACCUCACUUUCACUUUCACCAUGACCUACAACAACCCAUCUCCAAUCAUCCUUCGACAACACAAACAACACCCCUUCUUUCGUUGCCUCACAAAAGACCUACAAUCAUGACUCUUUCACCCUCUUCUCUUUCCCUUUCUUCUACUCGCCACCAAUCCAAUUUUAGUCCAACACCCUCUUUUGCAACUCCAUUUUCCAUCAGAACUCUAUCAUAUAAACUAUUUUUCUGUCUAACCCGUGCCCGUUUGCUUUGUGUACAUUUGCGGGUCUUAGUCCUUAUUUCUUUGCCUUCACUUUACUUCUUUUUAUCCAUACAUAAUCGCUUUUUUAUCAUAAAUUUUCUUUCAAUUCUUGCUUUCUCAAUUACCUUUUUGGUAUCUCUCACCCUCGCUUUCCCUCGCUUGCCUUCUAUUCGAUUACUUCUUGCCCGUUCAUUGCCUAGUAAGCUCAACUCAACAAAUUUACCCACAAAAGCUUCAAAACCUGUAAUAUGGUCUAUUGGUUCCAAGCCAAAAGUAGAGAAGAGGCCGAAUUCGGGGUCUUGGGUUCAAGUUUACAGCAAUGGUGAUGUUUAUGAGGGUGAAUUUCACAAGGGAAAGUGUUCAGGCAGUGGGGUUUAUUACUAUUACAUGAGCGGGAGAUAUGAGGGUGAUUGGGUUGAUGAGAAGUAUGAUGGCUAUGGAGUUGAAACCUGGGCUAAAGGGAGUCGGUACAGAGGGCAAUAUAGGAAGGGUUUAAGGCAUGGAAUUGGAGUUUAUAGGUUUUAUUCUGGUGAUGUUUACGCUGGGGAGUGGUCUAAUGGGCAAUGUCACGGGUGUGGGAUCCAUACCUGUGAGGAUGGUAGUAGAUAUGUUGGGGAGUUCAAGUGGGGCGUCAAGCAUGGCCUUGGUCGUUACUAUUUCAGAAAUGGGGACACAUAUGCUGGGGAAUAUUUUGCAGACAAAAUGCAUGGUUUUGGAGUUUAUCAGUUCGGAAAUGGACAUCAAUAUGAAGGAGCUUGGCAUGAGGGAAGGAGGCAAGGGCUUGGCAUGUACACUUUCAGAAAUGGGGAAACACAAUCUGGUCAUUGGCAAAAUGGUUUUCUUGAUUUCCCCAACUCAGAGAAUAGCCUUUAUGGAUCUCCUUAUGCGGUUACUUAUUCCAAAGUUCUUUAUGCUGUCCAGGAAGCACAGCAGGCUGCUAGGAAAGCAUAUGAUUUGGCAAGAACAGAUGAAAGGUUGAAUAGAGCUGUUGCAGCAGCAAAUAAGGCAGCCAAUGCUGCAAGAGUUGCAGCAGUAAAAGCUGUCCAAAGACAAAUGCCUCCUGACAACAGUGAUGAUGCACCAAAUCCCUGUGUUUGAUCUUACAAUCAUCCAGGCUUUUUUGGAGUCAUUUUGAAUCCCUUAGAUUAUCUAGUGUUUAGCAUUUCUAUCCUGUUAAACGAAUGACAGAAUCAUGAGGUACAUGAGGUACCUACUUGGACCCACAUUCAGCCACCAAAAGGGAUGACUGAAUGGAGGAACAAGAAGGGAUACAACCUUUUCUCUUGACCAAAUAAUAUGUGUAUGGGUUUUGUAAGAAAUUUUAAGAGUGAAGGUCGAGUAUGGAUAGGUUUAUGUAGGAUGGCAACAUUGUGCCUAAAUGCUAACUAGAGUUUGCCAAUCCCUUUAGCUGUCCGUAAAUGUAUCAGUUACUUGUGUGUCCUGCAUGAAAUGAUGCAGGCAGUAUUGCUAGUGUUCUCAGCUUAUGCAUGAAACUGCCCUUCCUAAUGA